UCUCGCGAUGCCUUGAUUGCUAUGGCGUAUCAGGAAGGGGAGUCGCUUGAAUCCUGGCUCAAUAAAGCCACCCAUCCAACUAACAGACAAGAGGACUGGGAGUACAUCAUUGGCUUCUGUGACCAAGUCAACAAAGAACUUGAAGGCCCCCAAAUUGCAAUACCAUUACUAGUCCACAAAAUCCACUCACCACAAGAAUGGGAAGCUCUUCAGGCUCUUACAGUGUUAGAGGCGUGCAUGAAAAACUGCGGGAGGAGGUUUCAUAAUGAAGUUGGAAAAUAUCGAUUUUUAAACGAGUUGAUUAAAGUCGUGUCUCCAAAGUACAUGGGCGACAGCGCACCCGAGAAGGCAAAGACAAAGAUUGUAGAAAUGCUGUACAGCUGGACCGUGGCGUUCCCUAAUGAGCCCAAGAUAAACGAAGCCUACCAAACACUGAGAAGACAAGGGCUGGUGACCCGGGACCCAGAAUUGCCGCUGGACCGGACUUUGAUUCCCUCUCCGCCCACACGGCCCAAGCACCCUGUGUUUGACAACGAAGACAUGGGGAAGCUCCUUACUGAGCUUCUCCGGAGCAAAAAUCCUGAAGACCUCCAGGAGGCCAACAGGUUAAUCAAAAAUAUGGUUAAGGAGGACGAGGUGCGGGUGCAGAAGGCAUCAAAACGCUGCAACACGCUGGAGGAGGUAAACAUCAACGUCAAGCUCUUGUCCGAGAUGCUGUCCCACUACGACAAAGAUUCCUCGUCAGAGUCUGACAAGGAGAUUAUGAAGGAACUGUAUGACCGUUGUGAUAAGCUGAGGCGGGCCGCUUUCAAAAUGGCCACAGAGGCUGAGGACAACGACACCAGUUUAGGUGACAUCCUGCAGGCCAGCGAUGACCUCUCCAGAGUCAUCAACGCCUACAAGAGAAUUGUUGAGGGCUUGCCCAUCAAUGGAGACAGCCUGGAGCCUCGUGGACAUAACGACUCGCCAGAGACGACAGACACACUCGUGGACCUGGCCGGCGGCGCUGACCCGCCGAGCCCUCCUCAACCCGCAGUCCCCGCGCUGCUCUCCGGCGAUCUGUCAGACAUCUUGGGAGACUCGUCCUUCCCCGCCCUGCCGCCGCCUCCUAAACAGCCGACGGGCUCUCCGGCCCGUCAGGGCAGCGGUCCGGCUCACCCUCCGCCUGACUUCGCCUCCGACGCGCUCUCGCUUCUUGAUCUGGAGCUGCUGUCGUUAGGACUAAAAGAUGAGGACCCCGCAUUAGCGGGCAACCAACCCAAACCAAAGCUGAACGAAGCGACCAAUCAAUGGAGUUCUUUGCAGGCCCCUGCAUCGAGUACAGAUUUGUUUGGGAGCGCUCUAUGCCCGGCUCCACUCUUACCCCCGGCAGAACCUGACUUGACCUCACUCCAGAAUCUUCAAGACUUGGCUAUGAUGGGCUUCCCCGAUCACAAAAGUCAUAUGAUGAUGGGAAGCAAUUUCAGGGCGCCGCCAGUCGUUCCUCCCCCUGCAGGCGUGUCGAGCUCCCCCUCUCCAGCAUCUCUCCUUCAAACCGUUCUGCCCAGCUCGCCUGCUCUGACCCACACCAAGGCCCAGAACCUGGCCUCCAUCCCGGGCAGCCCGCUGUUCCACCCGCUCUCCCCAGCCCACGCCGCCGCUCAGGGAAGCCCUGCCAGAGCGGCGCAGAUAUCCCUGAGCAAUGUUCACGUUCCUCUGGAGGCCAUCAGACCCAGUAAAGUGCUGCCGGUCACCGCCUACGACAAGGACGGCGUUCGGGUUCUGUUCAACUUUGCCUCCGACUCUCCCCCCGGCAGGCUCGACGUGUUAGUCAUGGUGGUGUCCAUGCUUAACACGGCACCACUCCCUGUGCACGGGGUGGUACUGCAAGCUGCUGUACCAAAGUCAAUGAAGGUGAAGCUGCAGCCUCCUUCGGGAACAGAACUGGCUGCGUUCAACCCCAUCCUGCCCCCGGCCUCCAUCACACAGAUCAUGCUGCUGGCCAAUCCAAUGAAGGAGAAGGUUCGCCUGCGUUACAAACUGGCAUUCACACUUGGGGGUGUACUGUGCAACGAGGUGGGGGAAGUGGACCAGUUCCCCCCGCCCGAGGCAUGGGGACACCUAUAAACACAAAACUCCAGACAACUAUCAUCACUCCAUUAAUACAGUUGAAACAAUUUAACAUUUUAGUUUUUUUUCUUCUUACUAAAACAAAAAUGUCAUAUGUCUCCUCUGACAGGAAUAUCCAAGUUAAUGUUUACACCUGUAAUGACAAAAAUCAUGAUAAAUUAAAUCUUAAUGGGGAUAAACCUAUGCGUACAUUUUCAGAAUUUGUAACUAGAAAAUCCAUCUGGCAAAUGUGUCAGAUCUCCAGUAUUUUAGCAUUUAUUUGUAUUUAUUCACUGUUCGCACAGUGUCACCGUUUUAGUAAAUUUUUUUGUUUAACAAAGAUUUUGCGAUGUCACUGUAGAAGGAUUCAUUUCUAACAACCAAAAGACUUGAGUGUAGCGCAGCUUCUAUUUCAUUUGACGUUAUUCAUUGAUUAUCAUUUUUCUUCAACUAGUAUCGGGGAGGACAAAACCAGCCGCAGCAUAUUCAGAUCGACAUUAUCAUUCGAAAGGAGUUGAUAAGCUUGGUCUGGCAAAGGUUGUGCUUUGUUGCCAUCUAUGAGCAAUUCUAAGCCUUCACUUUAGCAGGCGUUCACGAUACUUGCCGUAUGUUUAACUGUCAGUUAACACCGAACCUUGACAAUGUGAAAUAAAAUAUAUGGACAUAAACGAAAGUAAAUAUUUGGCAGUGGAAUUGCGUCAUGGUGACGACUCCGCAAAGCCUCGUUUGCAUCUGAGAUGUGCAGAAGCGCGUGUUAAAUGUACAUAAAUCAAAUCUACUGUAUUGUCAUUUGUGAAUAUGUGACAUGUUUUACAUUUGUACAUUCAGUUUGUUUGCAGCAUGAAAUAAAUAUUUGUGUGUGAGUGGAA
This is a messenger RNA of Syngnathus acus (greater pipefish), 2957 nucleotides long. RefSeq names its product golgi associated, gamma adaptin ear containing, ARF binding protein 3b (gene gga3b). The record is from RefSeq and is a predicted model, not a curated record. Gene Ontology annotation, cellular component: trans-Golgi network. Gene Ontology annotation, molecular function: ubiquitin binding; phosphatidylinositol binding; small GTPase binding. Gene Ontology annotation, biological process: intracellular protein transport; vesicle-mediated transport. The transcript is spliced from 17 exons. Bases 22 to 2106 code for a protein of 694 amino acids. Lineage: Eukaryota; Metazoa; Chordata; Actinopteri; Syngnathiformes; Syngnathidae.